This is a messenger RNA of Oncorhynchus tshawytscha (Chinook salmon), 2901 nucleotides long. RefSeq names its product protein crumbs homolog 1-like. The record is from RefSeq and is a predicted model, not a curated record. The transcript is spliced from 7 exons. Gene Ontology annotation, molecular function: calcium ion binding. Bases 1 to 2844 code for a protein of 947 amino acids. NCBI's taxonomy places the organism in Eukaryota, Metazoa, Chordata, Actinopteri, Salmoniformes, Salmonidae.
AUGGUGACAGGUGGUCUCUGUGAGGAGGACACUUAUGCAUGUGAACUGCAACCGUGUCAGAAUGGUGGAGUCUGCGAAAGCCAACAUGGCGGCUACAGGUGCCUCUGCUCUCAACAGAGCCAAGAUGGCUUUCUGUACGGAGGCGAGAAUUGCACAGUCGCCCUCCUGGGCUGUGACGGCAACCGCUGCAAGAAUGGUGGCAUCUGCUCUCCCUUCUUCCUGAACUACCGCCACACCUACACCUGCGCCUGCCGCGCAGGCUUCACCGGCUCCACGUGUCAGACGUCAACCAUCUUCUCCUUCGAGUCCAGCGGCUACAUGUAUGUGGAGACACAGCUAUCGGACCCUGAAGUCCCUCUCAACGUCACCCUUAGCUUCAAGACGGACCGGCCUGUCGGCACCCUCCUCCAGCACCGGGUCGACGACCUGCUGCUCACCAUUGAGCUGGUAGACAGCCGCUUACGCCUCAGCAUGCUAAGAGCUCAAGGGACAAGAACCCCAGUAUUUCUGGAGCUACCGCCGAGUGUGGCGGACAGUCAGUGGCACACGGUGGAGGCCUGGCUGGGCUGUGAGGAGGAGGGGAGCAGUGUGAGGCUGCUUCACUCACCCUGCGCUGAGGUGGGCUGCACCAGGGAGUUCCCCGCCACCGAGACACCCCUGCUGGAGCAAGGCUCCGGCCUACGAGAGCCAAGCUCGGUUCGCCACAGCCUCUCUCUAGGAGGGGUGGGACUGGGCUGGGGCUCCGGUGGGGUGGCAGGGGAAAGGGAUGCUGAGGCUGCAGACGCGCCUGAUCCACCUGGUCCAGCUGCCUACUUCCUGGGCUGUUUCCGGGAUGUGUUCGUGGAGUCACGGCUGGUAGUGCCCGCCGUCGCCAACUCACCGGCUCAGGUCAACGUCACAGCCGGGUGCAACGACAGGGACAAGUGUGACGACAGCCCGUGUCAGAACCGGGGGCAUUGCAUAAACCAGGGAUGGAGGAGCUAUGUGUGCGAGUGCUACAGACCGUAUGAGGGGACAACGGACUGCGCUGAGGAGUAUAACCCGGCCAGGUUCGGCAACGAGGAUGCGGCGAGCUAUGCUGUCUUCUCCUUGGAUGACCCCCCGGGUUCAGGCACCAUCACCAUAUCCAUGUUUGUGCGCACGCGGCGCUCGAACGGCCUCCUCCUGGUCCUGGCCAACAGCACCAGCCAGUACCUUCACCUGUGGCUGGACGAUGGCCGGGUAAAAUUUCAGGUGAACAACUUAGAGAGCCUGUCGGGUCGAGUCGUGGUCAGCGACGGCCACUUUCACUUGGUGACGGUGCGGCUGGAGGGCGACUUUGUGACCCUGUUCCAGUCAGCCCAUAGCCAGGGAACCAUCCCCGUCCGGCCCGUGGUGGCUCAGCCAGGGGACCUGGUCUACGUCGGGGGCCUGGCCGACCAAAGAGCCUCUGCCUCCUUUGGGGGUUACCUGAAAGGCUGUGUCCAGGACUUGAGGAUUAACAGUAAACGGUUGCAGUUCUUCCCCAUAGCAACCCCAGUGGCCUCGUACGGCCUGGUGGAGCUGGUCAAUGUCACACAGGGAUGUACCAGUGACAACGCCUGUAGCAAAAACCCGUGUCUGAACAGCGGAGUGUGCUACUCCAUGUGGGACGACUUCAUCUGCAAUUGUCCUCCCAACACUGGAGGGCGUUGCUGUGAGGAGGUCAAGUGGUGUGAGCGGUCUCCAUGCCCCUCGACUGCAGCCUGCCAGUCCCUCUCCCAGGGCUUUGAGUGUGUGUCCAACGUGACCCUCUGGAAUGACAGCAUACUGUCCUACAGAGGCAAUGAGAAGAUCAGCCGCCACCUCAGCAGCAUCCUCCUCAGUUUGCGAACCAGGCAAACGGACACCACGCUACUACAUGCCGAGAAAGGCUCCGAGUUCCUCACAAUCUCCCUCCAAGACUCUCGCCUGGUGCUGGAGCUACAGGCAGGCAGUGGCGAGGCCUCCCCCAAGCUGACUGUCCAGAGCCAAGGCCUUCUCAGCAACGGCCAGUGGCACACAGUGGAGAUCUCCAUGGAAGCUCCGGAUCUACAGACCUCCAGGUGGAUCAUGGUCCUGGACGGGGGAAGAGAGGGAGGAGAGAAGGAGGUGUCUGAAGCCACCUCUGGGAGCCUGGACUUCCUCAGGGAGGGAGUGGACAUCCUCUUGGGGGGUUUGGGGCCUGAGGCUGGGGGGAACCUGGCUGGAUGUUUGGGCCCCGUCCAGAUCGGUGGGCUCCCGCUGCCCUACUAUGGUGACACCGAACUGAACCUUCCCAGGCCCCAAGAGGAGCAGUUUGUGAGGACCCCCGGUGUCGCCAUCCCACAAUAUGGCUGCUGGGGAGCCAGUGUGUGCUCGCCCAACCCCUGUCUGAACCAGGGGGUAUGUGAGGACCUCUUUGACCUCUCUCUCUGCAGGUGCCCGUCUGAGUGGAUUGGGCCACAAUGCCAGAAUGAUGCCAACACCUGCGCUGUCAAGCCCUGCAUCCAUGGAAAAUGCACUGUCCUAGGGGAGGGUUACGUAUGUGCAUGUGAGCCAGGGUACGGGGGGGCCAGGUGUGAUAAAGAUGUGGAUACGUGUGAGAACAACAAGUGCGGCCCAGGGGCCACCUGUCUCAGGGGCCUCCAGAACAACACCUGCCUCUGCCCCAGGAACAUGACCGGGCCCCUCUGCAAUGAGAAGGUUCCAGAAGUCCCGUGGUACAUUGAAAAGAUACCAUACCCCAACCUGCCCGUAUCCAUGUGUCCUGGCCACAGAUGGAACUACAGCUGCUUCAACGGGGGGAAUUGCUCUAAACUGGACAACAACUGUGAUUGUCUGCCAGGUUUUAUAGGGCAAUGGUAAGCCAUGGCUGUAAACAAUAGUACAUCUGUAGUAAACGCUUGUGUCAAUGAAUCUUAA